Messenger RNA from Ochlerotatus camptorhynchus, 1878 nucleotides. Its product is annotated as ionotropic receptor 75a-like. The transcript is spliced from 6 exons. Gene Ontology annotation, molecular function: ligand-gated monoatomic ion channel activity. The coding region runs from base 1 to 1878 and encodes 625 amino acids. Lineage: Eukaryota; Metazoa; Arthropoda; Insecta; Diptera; Culicidae. The record is from RefSeq and is a predicted model, not a curated record. Gene Ontology annotation, cellular component: membrane.
AUGACUGAAACAGUGGAAUCAGCCGUCGUGGGUCAACUUUUGCUAAGUUACUUCUCUGCAAUUAACCUACAUUACGUAACAGUUUUUAAUUGCGGAGAUCCUGAAGAAAACCACGACCUUGUGAAGAGUUUUUCAAAUCAUGGUGUGUUUGCUGAUUUGAUCCGUUUGAGCGAUGAUACAUUCGAUGCUACACGACAUGGAGAUAAGAUAACUAACGGAUAUCGGACGAAGGUUGGUAUAGUUUUAAACUAUGAGUGUCCUGGAAGUGACGAUUUCGUUUCGAAGUGCGUUCAACUGAAAUGCUUUUCAACUUCGAAGUUUUGGCUGAUAAUUGACCGACAGGAAAACCAGACCAUAUUCGGUUUUCUUUCAACCUUAGAUUUGUUUGUGGAUGCAGAAAUCAAAGUACUCACGCACGAUGGCUUGUACGAUGUAUACAAUAAUGGUCGGUCACAUGGUGGUCGGAUAAAUGUAACGCUCGAUCGGAAUAUUAACCAGGAGUUGAGCACCCUAGGACCCAGCCGACUCGAUGAGAAGUCAAAAUAUGAAAACCGUCGUACGCUUUCGGAUUUAACUCUGAGAGUGGGAACGGUAUCCCAAAGAUUUCCAAGAUUGAAUGAUUCCAUUGAACAGAUUGUCAAGCAUUUGGAAUCGGAUACAGACCGUCACAUGGACCAUGCUCUCCGAUUUGGGCAUCGGUUGACUCAAGCUUUGCAUUCCACCUUGAGUUACAACAUACAUUACAUUCACUACGAUUGUUGGACAUUCAAUGAUUCCACUGGAGGUAUUCUGGGUGCACUGGUCAAUCAAGAAAUAGACUAUUCGGCUACCGGCUUGAUGACGAAAAUCAAAAGGAUGGAGCAUUUGGCCAGUGUCCUGAACUACAUGACCUUUGAAUUGAUGUUCAUCUUCAAAACUCCGGAGGCCACUCAACUUACGGACAAUGCCUUUAUAAGGCCAUUUCAAACCAACGUUUGGCUUAUGAUCCUGCUCACCCUUAUCCUCGGGAGCAUUACUAUGAAGCUCAGCUUCACUGUGGAAUAUAAACUUCAAGAUGCGUUCAAAGCAAAGGAGAAUCCUUCCUUCUCGGGUUUAAUCGUAGAAUUUCUCGGGAACUACUGUCAGCAAGGAUCCCAGUACAUGCCUGAAAGCCUAUCCGGUCGAUCGAUGCAACUUUUCAUUCUGCUAUGUACACUUAUGGUGUACAACUAUUACACCUCGGAAAUCGUAUCCGAUUUGAUCGGAAGCCACAAGGAGUCAAACAUCAAAACAUUAGUUCAACUUGCUGAUAGCCACCUGGACCUCGGAAUCGAGAACGUGACCUACGAGAAAGCGUUCUUCUAUGAAUCUCACCUCCCCGACGUAGACUAUCUGACGAGAAAGAAAGUCACCGAAAAAACCUUCGUCAACUCUUCGGUCGGAUUGCAACGGGUCCGGCGAGGAAACUUUGCCUACAAUUGCGAGCGGAACGUUGCCUACAAUUUGAUAUGGAAUACCUUUGAUUCCACGGAAGUUUGUGAUCUGAACGAGUUGGAGAGCAUGCCAACCCAGUUCGUUGAUCACGUGGUGCGUAAGGAUUCGCCUUUCCGAGAACUGUUCAAGGUCAAAUACACUCGGAUACUGGAGGUAGGCAUAAAGAAGAAAUUUUCCGACUACUGGGUGGCCAAGAAGCCCAAGUGUUCCUCGGGAAGUAUCAUUUCCAGUGUGACCAUUACCGGAGCGCUGCCCAUAUUUGUGCUGCUUGGAUUUGGGUUGAUGUUGUCGGCGGUGGUUUUCGGAACGGAAGUUGUGACACAAUUUGCUGUUAAGAAUUCGUGGGUGGACCGAAGCUUGGACCAGAUUGUGGCGGAUAAAAUUGUCAAAAAGAAAUUUUUAUAA